This is a messenger RNA of Lolium perenne, 575 nucleotides long. Lineage: Eukaryota; Viridiplantae; Streptophyta; Magnoliopsida; Poales; Poaceae. The record is from RefSeq and is a predicted model, not a curated record.
GAUGUAGGAUACGAGUCCUUUGUUCCUCCCAUCCUCUUCGCCUCUUCCUCCCGUCGUCGUCUCUUCCUUGCUCCCGGAUCCCCCUUCGUUCCGCCAAUUUUAGAAAAUUUUGGUGGGUGGGCAAAAGAUUGCUAGUGUGCUCAGCCGGGAGGAUCAGUAGCGGGACACAGGAGAUGAUCACGCGAGCAAAGCUGGUGGAGCAGCUGAGGGAGCACCAGAUCCGGUCGGCGCAGUCGUACUCCACGGCCCUCUCCGUCUUCUCGCCCAACCCCCACAUCGCCUCCAGGCGGGAUCUGAAGGUUGCCCUCCUCUAUGCUGUUUUCUUUUGUUUUCUCAUGGUGUCUUGCUAUGUUGCUCUGUACCUGAAAUGGUUCAAGCUUUCAUCCCUCUUUGUAUUUUUAGGAAUCCUUCUUCCAGUAAUUCUCAAAAUCUCUAGGCAUAGAAGGCUUAAAAGGAAAAGAGAGAGGAGAUUGUUGUUGCCCUUGUCUAUGUGAAUAUCCUUCUGGUAUAUUGUAACAUUUUAGUAAAAUGGCUCAACUACAGCUUACAGAGAGGAAAAAUCCUGGGUUUACUCA